GGACAUGAGGAACCUCCUCUCCACAGUGAAAGAGAAGAAAGUUGAAAUCGAGUCGAGAAGCCACGAUAGCAUUCACACCCGAAGGGGUCGCCUUCAAUGUUUGUUUCCUCUUGGUCUGUUACCGACAAACAAAAAACAGAAACAAAAACCAUAAAAAAUGGGCGCUUCCAUUUUCCCUCCAACUCCGCCUCCUUGAAUUUAACUUUUCCUUUUCCCUCCAACUCCCUCUCUUACAACAACCAUAACAAUAUCCCCCAAAUUGUUUUCGACUUCAAAACCCUCUCUCUCGUCAUGGAGGUUUCAACCGAAGCAGACUUUGACGUGCCUUCUAAAACCAAAACCCUAGAUUCCAAAUCUUUUAUUCAUGCUCAUGGCUUUUCUACUCAGUCACAGAUUGAAGCCCUAAAUAACGGGCUACUCGGAGACCCUGUGAUUUCCCCCAAUUCCGAGUUAAGCUGUGGAGGCCAGUGUUUGGUUCCUCUAUCAUCAAAUUCAAAUGGGUUUUCACUAACUUCAACUUCAAUGCCUCGCUCUGAAGAAACCCUAAUCGGCACUUUGCUUCCUCAUAUCUUAACCUCAGGUAGCCAGAUCUCGGUUUCUUCCCAGUCAAAUCAGGACUGGUCUGGGUCUUUAGUAGCUAAUGGUAACGAAGAUGGGUUUCUAUUAGAUUCUGACCAGCGCUUGGUCGCUCGUUGUGAUAAUGACAAUGCUAUUUUUGAUGUUGAUAAUAGAGAACCUGAUUCACCUAUGCGAGCAGAACCUGAGAAUUCGUGGCUUGUUCAUGGAGAUGUUGAGCAUGAGGAAGGGGGUCUUGGUGAUGAUGGUGAGAAAGAGGAUCCAAGGCAAAUUUUUCGUUGUGAACCUAAUUAUCACCAAAUUUAUCAUCGUCGGGGUCAUUUUGAUCCUGAAUUCCAAGAAAAUCAUCCGGAUUUGUCUCCUCCUUGGAUUAAGAGGUUUCGUGGAUCACAGGUUCCUCAAUGGAGGAAUCGUUGGGAUGACAGAGAGAAGACAAGGAAUCAAGAAUACGGGCCUCCUGGUUUUAUGCAGGAAACUGGACCUACUGGUGUGGGUGCUGGGCUUUUUAAUAAAGGAAACACGUGCUAUAUUAAUGCAGUCCUGCAAUGCUUUACGCAUACGGUGCCUCUUGUUCAGGCUCUUCGUUCUUGCAACCAUGCAAUGCCCUGUAGAACUGAAGGAUUCUGUGUUCUUUGUGUUAUCCGUGAUCACAUUGAACUUUCUUUAGCUUCAUCUGGAAAGAUCCUCGAGCCUUUGAAACUUGUCAACAAUUUGGACAGUAUUUCAUCAUUUUUUCAUCGGUAUCAGCAGGAAGAUGCCCAUGAAUUCCUCCAAUGCUUGUUAGAAAGACUUGAGAGGUGCUGUUUGGAUUCAAGCCUAACUGAUGACAUCUCAUCCUCCCAAGAUAAGAACAUAGUUGAGCGGGUAUUUGGAGGUCGUCUUGUGAGCAAAUUGCGAUGCUGCAAUUGUGGUCACUUUUCUGAUAAGUAUGAGCCGCUGAUUGACCUGAGUUUGGAGAUUGAAGAUGCGGACACGCUUCAAAUGGCACUGGAGUCAUUCACCAAUGUGGAGAAAAUUGAAGAUUCAGAGACAAAGUUUAUGUGUGAAAACUGCAAGGAAGAAGUUUCUAGGGAAAAGCAGCUUAUGCUGGACAAGGCUCCUUCAAUUGCUGCUCUGCAUUUGAAGAGAUUCAAGAUUGAUGGGACCUCUGUUGAGAAGAUUGGCAAGCAUGUGGAGUUUCCAUUGGAGUUGGACUUGAAGCCCUACAUCAAUGACAAUGAUUACAAUGAUGUGGGCUUCAAGUACCAGCUGUAUGCGGUUGUGGUGCAUAAAGGAUACACACUUACUUCCGGACAUUACGUCUGCUAUAUAAGAUCCUCUCCAGACACAUGGCAUAAGUUGGAUGACCCAGAAGUCAGCAAGGAAAGGGAAGAAUUUGUGCUAUCUCAAGCUGCCUACAUUCUGUUCUAUGCCAGGGAGGGCACACCAUGGUGUUCGAGUUUGAUUAAACCACAAGAGUUUUGCUUGGAUCGUAGCAACUCAAAUACAUCACCCAAGUCAGUUCUAGAUAAUGCUAAUAAUGAAUGCAUUAGUGUAGCAGAUAAAGAUAGUUUGGAGACCAGUGUAAUUAAGGAUGCAGUUGAGGCAACUUCAACUCACAUUCCGUGUGAGAGAGAGUUUGAAGAGAUUGUAUCUAGACAUGAAACUGAGGGAAUUUCCUUUCAGAUUUCCUGUGUCAACAUGGUUGAUGUUUCUCUGCCACAUGGAGUAAGUGAUGGCCACGAUGGAGUUUUGCAUGAUGAGAUGUUAUGUUUUCCACCUGUUGAAGAAGAUUACAGCAAUCAGUGUGCUGAGAAAAUUGGAAGAAAGGGUGAUCUUCGUCCCUCAGCCCCAUCCAGAUCACCCACUCCAGAUACAUAUUCUGGAGAACUGCCAGAAGCCAGACGUUGUAUUCCACGAGAACAUCUGAAAGUGGAGAACCAUGUAAAUUGUAAAAGAUCAUCUAAAAAGGUCACAAAGGAUUCGCAGACAGCUGAAGCUCUUAGAUGCAUCAAGAGAAUGCCAACUGCAAGGGGCAUGAAACUUAUGGCUGCCUUGCUUCCUAGGAAUGACAAGACCAGACCAAGAUCAUCUCCAUGUAAAAGGGCCAGCCCUCCUGGUUCUCGCCGUAAACCCAUUCGCGUGGCAGUUAUUCGAUGAACAUUUGAGGGUGUCUCAUUCGGCUGUCUUGGUCUUUGGCCAACUUAGAACUAAUAUACUUAAAACGCAAAGUUUAUACUUCACAGUGCAUAUUACCUUUAUGAGCUGCUUCUCAGUUUCCCUUGUGAUGUUGCUAAAGCAGGCAUUCUGUCUCUUGGUUUGGGUAUACUUUUUGGUCUGGGAAAUGUAAUGUUAAAAUGAAAUGAAGUUGAAUCUGUUGCAAUCUCGCAUUCGAAUU
Messenger RNA from Populus euphratica (Euphrates poplar), 2953 nucleotides. It is a transcript of the gene UBP20, whose product is annotated as ubiquitin-specific protease 20. The record is from RefSeq and is a predicted model, not a curated record. Gene Ontology annotation, biological process: protein deubiquitination. Bases 97 to 2715 code for a protein of 872 amino acids. Gene Ontology annotation, cellular component: nucleus; cytosol. The transcript is spliced from 8 exons. Gene Ontology annotation, molecular function: cysteine-type deubiquitinase activity. NCBI's taxonomy places the organism in Eukaryota, Viridiplantae, Streptophyta, Magnoliopsida, Malpighiales, Salicaceae.